This is a messenger RNA of Ornithodoros turicata, 1030 nucleotides long. RefSeq lists its product as uncharacterized. NCBI's taxonomy places the organism in Eukaryota, Metazoa, Arthropoda, Arachnida, Ixodida, Argasidae. Bases 1 to 975 code for a protein of 324 amino acids. The transcript has 4 exons. The record is from RefSeq and is a predicted model, not a curated record.
AUGCUUACAAAGAGGGGCUCAAGACCGAGACGGAGUCAACUCAUAGAGGUCGCUAAAUUAUUCGUGGGAAAGUACCCUGAGUCACUGCAAGACCGCUCUGUCACCGGGCAUGUUUUGGGGAAUGGGUAUAGUUCCUUUCUCCAACAGUUGGAAACGAGAGUAGAAAAUGUCUCUCGUGGGCAGAAUGCAGCGCUUGCAGGCUUCGCCAGCGGUAAUCUCUCAAAAAGGCAAGCAAAAGAGGCCUACGGGUGUGAAGACUGGCAGCCGUCCGGUAAUGGCAUAUCCAAAGAAAGAGCUCAGGAACUGCAAACGUGGCUCCAGACAGAGGUGCAAAAGCCGGAAGAGCUGGUUGAUGCACAUUCUGCUUCUCGUGCAAUGCAAGACACUUAUUUUGCUCAGCGUCUAUACAUUAAUUCUAAAGAACCAGCCCACAGCACAACAGAAAUAAAAAAUGCUUGGCCAAUGCUCUUCCAGCGCCGGUUCUUCCUUGCACAUGCACAACGGCUUCUUGGCAAGGAUGUUGAGGUGCCCUUCCGAGCGGGAAUGAGGGCGUAUGCAGGUCGUGUCAGUGAGGCUCUGAAGAAGAGCUCCAGUCCUCGUGGUCACCACUGGCUUGCUUUGUCAGAAAUUGCACGAAAGCGGACGCAGGUUCAUGAGGAUCCACAAGAAACAGUGCUGAUACCUCUCCUGGUCAGCGCCUUCACUGACCAAGAGGACUUCCUCUUUCAGGUGUUCGAUGAAGGCUACAGUGUUGUUGAUAGCCUGGACCAUCUCCCGUACACACCAGUGGUGGUAGUUCUCGGAGGAGACAUAUUUGCCCGCAACAAGUUCUUUGUAGUUGUGGAACAUGUCAUAAUAUUUGAGGCUGUCAGCACUUUCACCGAAGCAACGAUGCUCAUGUUCAUGGCCUAUUACAUGUUCAACAUGGAAUACCCAGAUGAAGUGGCUUCUACCCUGGAGUUCAUUCAGAGGUGAUUGAGCACAGUAACUAAUUGUCAAUUUUGGCAUCAAAAUGCUCGAAAAGGGAACA